Salpingoeca rosetta is the source of this 2604-nucleotide messenger RNA. RefSeq lists its product as uncharacterized. Lineage: Eukaryota; Choanoflagellata; Craspedida; Salpingoecidae. Bases 1 to 2604 code for a protein of 867 amino acids. The transcript has 7 exons. The record is from RefSeq and is a predicted model, not a curated record.
AUGUGCCUGUCCGAAUCCGUUGUUGUUGACGCGCGAAGCGCCUUUAUCGACUUCAGCCUCCCAUACACAGAUCCUGUCUCCGGCAUUGCUGGCAUCGCUGGUCGCAAGCGUUCCUCCAACAGCGUCGGCAGCACAGUAAGCAUCCACUCCGAGCGCUCUGGCCCCUCGCCCACGCUGAUUCGCCGGCUGCAGGGCAGCGGAGCUGGUGCCGGUGGUGGUGGUAUGGACUUGAACAACAGCGUUGAUGUGCAGAGCACCACCACAAGCACGCCGGCCAGCAGGCAGCAGCAGCAGCAGCAACGACGGCAACUCCUGGAACAGGAGCAACAGCAACGCAGGCAGAAGCCAGUGCUGCCCUUCUCGCCGUCGCCUCAACCUUCACCAGAGAACAUGAGCCGAACACGGCCCGUGUCACCCUCUGCGUCAUCGCUGAGCCUCCUUGAGCACGUGCGUAUGGACAAGGAGAGCCUGCAGGCACGGUACGACGACCUCCAAGCACAGGCGCAGGCCAUGUCGCUGGAGCUCACGGCGCGGCAACAGGACAAGGAGGACUACCAGCGUGUGUUGCGCACACUCAAGGCGCAAUUGGCGUCUGCAAGACAGGAAACGGUUUCCGUUGAAACACGAUUGCGUAGCGACAACCAAACGCUGCGACAGCGCAAUUUACAGCUUGAGGCGGACAACACCCGCUUGGAUGUGGAACUGGACAAACUGCGCACACAGCUCAUCAAAGUGCACGACUCUGAAGACUUGCUGCCCGAACUGCAGGUGCAACGCUGGGGUGACAAGGAUGAAGGUGGUGAACGCGUUGGGGUGACGAGGCAAGCGAAAGCGGCCCUGCAGGAGCAGCUGAAGGCAACAAAGGCGUCAUAUUCAGACAGCAUUCGCCGCAUUGGCCAAGAGCGCGAUGACGCAAUCAAGGAGCUGAGGUCGCAGAUGGCGCACAUGCGCGCAGAGCACAACACGCAGCUCAACGCAGCCAUCAACGAGAACGAAAAACUGCGGCGCGUGUUGGACGAGCGGGAAAGCACGUUGCAGCAGAAGUUGCGUGAUGCAAAUGACGAGAUUUCAUCACUGCAAAUGGAUUUGGCAGCGCUCCGAGAACGCAGGAAGCAGGAGCAGGACCAGUUUGAUGAGUUGAGACGACGCGACAAGGAGACGUGGCGACAGCGUGAGCAGGAUCUGCGCACGGGGCACGAGCGGGCAAUGCAGACAUUACGGGAGGAAUUUGAGCGGGACAUAUCUGGGCUCAAGCAGCGCAUCAUGACCAACACCAGCGAUGACCAGUCGCGGGUGGCUGAGCUGGAGGGCGACGUGAAGCGGCUGCAAUCUGAGCUGCAGCAGCAGCAACACGUUGUCAACGCACGCAACGCCACGCUCGCGUCCUUGCAGGAAGAGCUCACUGCAACGAAGAAGGAGAUGGAAAGCAUUCAGGCCAGCAGCACAGAGGCGCGCGCAGAGUUGCGUGCGGCGCGUGAACGGAUUGCGUCAGCGGAUGCGGAGAACAGGACGCUGAUGGCUGCGCGCGACGACUGGGAGCGCCGUGCGCGCGAGGUGGAUCGCAACGCCUCCGCCCACGUGGACAAGCUGGACGCCGAAUUGCAUCAUGCGCACCAACAGAUACAAGUCCUGCAGGGACAGCGCGACUCUGCCCUGCGCUCGCGUGACGAAUACGCCGACGUGCUGCACCAGCGCGUGGAGGAAGUACGACGGCUGCAGCAGCAGGUAUCGACGCUUCGCCAGGAAUACCAGGCCCUCGCCGCCAGUCAGCGUGGCGGCAGCGGUGGUGGUGAUUCAGCAGCAGCAACAGCGACCGCGCUUGCAGAGGCGCAGCGCCAAGCACAGCAGCGGGAGGCCGUGUUGCAGCAGCAGGCGACAGCGGCCGACGCACGCGCACAGCAGUGGCGGGAGCGCGCGAGUGCUGCUGAGGAGCGGGUGUCCCAGCUCACGUCCAGUGCAACUCGCCUGCAGCAGCAAGUGCAAACGCUUCAAGCACAGGUGGCACGACUGUCAUCGUCACCUGCCACAUCGUCGCGAGGGUCGCCGGCCCAUAUGGACAGCGUGCCGCGUGAAGAAUACGAGAGUGCACUGCAACGCGUACACGAACUUGAGAAGGAGUUGCGGGUGACACGGCAGCAGAGGAACGAGACGCCGGCAGCGAUGAAGAAGGAAAGAAGUGGCACGAGUUCAGCGAAGCAGAGCGAAGAGAUUGAGGAGUUGAAGAACAGGGUGGAGUAUCUUCAGUCGGCAAACCAGGCGCUAAAGGAGGCCAUUGGCAUCGACGACGCCGAUGAGGCCUCACUCAAGGCAAAGAUGCUGGAGCGGAGCGGCUCGCCCGCGCGUGACGGCGACGGCCGCCGGCUGCGAGAGGAAAACGUGCGCUUGACAGCAGAAUGCGAGGAGUGGAAGCGAAAGUUUGCGUCGCUGCGCGCACGGCAGAUGGCGCCGUCUGGCACCGCCAGUCUCUCGGGCUCCUUUGACGCGCAGCAGUCGCAACACCAGCAACAGCGGCCUCCCUCUGCCUCAUCGAGCGUGCAAGGAACGCCACUGCGUCGCAUGGGGUCUCUGCGAAGAGCAAAGGCAAACUGCAGCACAUUUGGCUGA